UUAACGCACAUGGAAGUUUCAGUUUCUGGCGAUUUUGCCGAAACGCGCGGAAACCAUGUAGUUUACUUCCUUGAUCGUUCAUAACAUCCUAAAAUCUAGCAGUGGUUGGACUCAAGGGACAAUCAAUUUUACCGUUAGCAUGUAGAAACCAAAGUCACAUUUUAAUUCUAUGUAAAAGUAAACACAUUGGUGGCUGCCAGUAAGCAGCCCAGUCUGGGAGGAGGAAGUAGGAGGUGAUGAAGACGGGCGGAGCGGAGUUUUCCUCCUGGGAGAAGAGCAAGGGAGAGAUGAUUACUAUAAUAGUCAGUUAGGAAGACACAGUUUAAACGAUGACAUAAAUGAUUUUAUUUUAGUUGCUCAUGUUUUGUUACCCCCGUCCACGGUAAUGGAGACAGAAAGUGGCGAAGGCAGGCGAGAGCACUGGAAGUUCCUCCUAAGCUUGAAGACCACGGUGGAGGGGCUGCUGUCCACUAACAAUCCUAACGUCUGGUCCCACUAUGGCGGCUUGCAGAGGUUGCAUAAGGACAUGAACAACAUCCUCAGUCACGGCCUCAAGAACGACACGGUCCACAGCAAGCAGAAAGACUACUGGCCGUUCGUUUGGUGCGUGCGCUACAUCUGUCCACAGCUGGCCUCGCACGUCGAACAGUUUAAUCACUUGGAGCCAGUCCAUAGUAACGGGCUGCUGGAUGUGGGGGAGGGUCACAAGGCUGGCCGCUGGCUGCUCCACAGUCUGCAGCUUCACUGCCUGUCUGCGCAGCUGCAGCCUUUACUGAAACACUACAGUCACACCCGCAAGUUCUAUAAUGAUGACGCCUUUGUCCUGAGCGAGCCCUAUGUGUUGGCCAUGCUACGGUGUCUAGAGGCCGUGGAGCAGAACAACCUUCAGCUGCUAACACUCAUUGACACUGGCAAGCUGUGGCACCACAGCGAGUCAAAGGGGGCGGAGCACCAAAGAUCACUCAUCAGACAAUUCGCCGCAUCCCGAGGUCCUCAGAGAGAUGGCUGCCCAGAACCUCCAACCUCUGCUGCUUCUUGGCCAGCGCUGUGGUCUGACAGUGCCGAUGAAAAGGAUUCGCCAGAUCUCGGCCGUUUGGUGGCAGCAGCCCAGAUGCCUCAGUCAGGGCCCGGCACCUCGGCAGAAGUGGAAGUCGCAGAUGCAAGGGGUGGGGAUUUCGAGGGUGGGCCGGGCUACCUUGCCGUCGGCAGCCGGGCCCACCAGCUCCUUCAGAGCUCCAAAAGUUCUCCAAGUGCCAAUGGACAUGUGGUUCCUUCAACCACUACUUGGGAUAUCAUAGGCGUGGCUCCCCGUCGCCGGUCCUCGUAUUCCGAAGGUCAAGGGGAGCCUGGCCUGGCCUACAAGGGUCACUGCAGGUCAUAUUCUGACACGGGCCUGGUACAGGAGCGCAGUCAAGGAUCAGCUGAUAUUAUGUACCCUGGAAAAGUAUACAGCAGCACCCUUUCUGUUUGCUUACAGCCUGAUGGCUCGCAGUACAGUAGCGUGUCAGAGGGAAUCUUCCCGAAGCCGUCGAAAGGGCAGAGUCUGGUCAACUUUCUCAAUGAGCAGGACUACGGCAGCUGCGCAGACCUGGAGAAGGAGAAUGCCCAUUUCAACAUUUCGGAGCUACUGAUUGCAGCCAUCGAACUUAUGAAGUGCAACAUGCCCCGCGGUGAGGAAGAGUAUGAGGAGGAGAAUGACGAUGAGAUUCAGCAGCUGAAGCAGAAGAUCCAUCUGCGCAGGCAGCAGAUCAGGAAGGACCAGCUUCAGUCCGCUGCUCAGACAUCGGAAGCUUUCCCCUCCACUGACAGCAGCGGAUCUGGACAGAGUUCCCAGUGUUCCUUCCUAUCUGAGUCCGGUUCUACUGAAGAGGGUGAAGAGUGCGAGAUGAAAGAUGGAGAUGCCGCCUGGUCGUGCAGCAAGUCGCUCUUGAGUUCCACCUCUACCACACACUCCUUCCUUCAGUCCGGUUCCGCCGAGGCAGUGGCCAUGGGGCUCCUGAAGCAGUUCGAGGGCAUGCAGCUGCCCACCGCCUCUGAGCUGGACUGGGUGGUCCCAGAGCAUGAAGCACCCCAGAAGCUCCUGCCAAUCCCAGAUUCGCUUCCCAUCUCCCCCGACGACGGCGAGCAUGCCGACGUCUACAAGCUGCGCAUCCGUGUCCGUGGUAAUCUAGAGUGGGCCCCACCGAGACCCCAGAUCAUUUUCAACAUACACCCGACACCGAAGAGAAAGGUGGUUGUGGCCAAGCAGAACUACCGCUGCUCUGGCUGCGGCACCCGUGCAGACCCAGGGUACAUUAAGAGACUGCGGUACUGCGAAUACAUUGGUCGCUACUUCUGCCAGUGCUGCCAUGAGAAUAAGCAGGCCGUGGUGCCCGGCUGGGUCCUCCGCAAGUGGAACUUCGCUAAACAUCCAGUAAGCAACUUCGCCUGGGACCUGCUGGCUAAGAUCGCAGGAGACCCCUUGUUCAACCUGAAGGAUAUCAACUUCAGCCUCUACAAAAAAGUCAAGACGCUGGAUGCUGUACGGGUGCUGAGAGUUCAGCUCUACCACAUGAAAAACUUGUUCAAGACUUGCAGGAUGGCUAAAGGAUUGCUGGAGCAGUUUGAUAGCAUCCCAUGUCACUUGACCGAGGACCUCCACCUCUUCUCUGUCAAUGACCUCAGUGCCGUGCGUCGUGGAGAACUGGCCCCUAAACUGAGGGAGUUGCUGCAUUUAGGAAGCAUACAUGUUGCUGUUUGUGUGCUUUGCCAAGCAAAAGGGUUUGUGUGUGAAUUCUGCGGUGAUGGAAAAGACAUCAUCUUCCCGUUUCAGCUGAAUAAACGUCAGCGCUGUGAAGAGUGUAAGACCUGCUAUCACAGAGACUGCUUCUCCGAUGGGACGGAAUGCCCAAAGUGUCGGAGACUUUCGGAGAGGAGAGAGCGUCUGGCUCGGAAGAACAUGGAGGAGCAGGAGGAAGAGGGAGGAGGGGAAUAACCGAUAGGAGAAAAACAGCCGCAUCGUCUAAAAAACUCACAUUUCCCCAUUUAUCAGCAGUAUUUUUGUUCAUGUAAGUUUACAUAGAUGACGCUUGGAGCAAAAUAUUUAAUAUUGUCAGCUUCCAUUUUCUUUCAUAAAAUCACAUGGUCUUCUUUAAGCAUUUGGUCAUGUGUAUCUUUAUAGGCCUUAAGAUAUCGUUUGUGUCUCCAGCUUAAUGUAGUUUAAAAUAAUGUGAAUUAGUGCCACGCUCAUUGAUGCGUGGUGGUAUGAACGUUCAUUCCAGGAGUAUUUAAGACAGUAUGAUGUCAUGGUUCUUCUCAGGCAGCACUGAGAAGCUAAUUGCUGCUCAGAUUCUUCUAAGAAGAGUGGGAAGAGAAGCGGGGCCCUAUGAACUAUGGCGUCCCGUAUCUCUUUUCUUUGCUUGGUUUUACCAGUCUCUUUAUCUUCUGCCUUUCCGGGCUUGGCAGGAGUUUGCACAUGUACAGAAUGCACCAUUAGUUGAAGUAAAAGCCUUGAAGAUUUAAUUGUGUAUAUCUUAAGACAGAUUUGAGUAAGUCUAAUCAGAGAAGUGUUGGCAGUGCUGCUUAUGUCAUCAUAAUUGCCCAUUUGAAUGUAACCAUGCAUUAAUGUUAAAAGAAUGAUGUUCCAUUUGUAAUAUUCUAUUUUUGAUAUUCUUUAUAAAUAAUCCUUAAAAUAUAUAUCAUUGACAUUAAAAGAUCAAUCUUACUAUUUUGAGGAUGUUACUGUCCUGUUAAUUUAUCACCCAAAUUAUAUUUUUUUUUUAUUAAUUUGUACCUUAGCAUUUGAGGGGUUCAAAUGCUAUUUCAGCUUUGCAGUAAUAUGUUGCUAACAGCCAUUCUGGAACAUCUUGCUGGAAAGGAAAUGAGUUCAUUAAAUGUAGGAUCCACUAGAGCAGUGUUUCCCCAAUCUGGUUCUCAGUCAUCUGCAGGUAGUCCAUGUUUAUUGGGAGCUGAGAGGGAGGAAAAAUGUGGACUAUCUGGAAAAGAGCUGAGAUGGACCAAAGAUGUGGACUGUAUGGAAAAGAGCUGAGAUGGAGCAAAAAUGUGGACUGUCUGGAAAAGAGCUGAGAUGGAGCAAAAAUGUGGACUGUCUGGAAAAGAGCUGAGAUGGACCAAAGAUG
Molecule: messenger RNA, 4118 nt
Organism: Paramormyrops kingsleyae
Lineage: Eukaryota; Metazoa; Chordata; Actinopteri; Osteoglossiformes; Mormyridae
Source: RefSeq, a predicted model, not a curated record